Messenger RNA from Xenopus laevis (African clawed frog), 1458 nucleotides. It is a transcript of the gene psmd7.S, whose product is annotated as proteasome 26S subunit, non-ATPase 7 S homeolog. The transcript has 7 exons. The record is from RefSeq and is a predicted model, not a curated record. Gene Ontology annotation, molecular function: peptidase activity. Gene Ontology annotation, cellular component: proteasome regulatory particle; proteasome complex. Gene Ontology annotation, biological process: proteasome-mediated ubiquitin-dependent protein catabolic process. NCBI's taxonomy places the organism in Eukaryota, Metazoa, Chordata, Amphibia, Anura, Pipidae. The coding region runs from base 117 to 1079 and encodes 320 amino acids.
AGGUCACUUCCGGCGCGCAGUGACAUCGGGUUCUAGUCCACCGGAAGUUGUGGAAGCUGUGUGAAGUGUGUGUUUCUGCCGGUUUUUGGUUGUGUGUUACAUUGAAGCCGGGAGCGAUGCCUGAGCUGGCGGUAGAAAGAGUUGUGGUUCACCCGUUGGUGCUGCUCAGCGUGGUAGAUCAUUUUAACAGAAUUGGAAAGGUUGGGAACCAAAAGAGAGUCGUCGGUGUCUUGCUGGGCUCCUGGCACAAGAAAAUCUUAGAUGUCUCCAACAGUUUUGCAGUUCCGUUUGAUGAAGACGAUAAAGAUGACUCUGUCUGGUUUCUGGAUCACGACUAUUUGGAGAACAUGUAUGGGAUGUUCAAAAAGGUCAAUGCUCGUGAACGGAUAGUAGGCUGGUACCAUACUGGGCCAAAGCUUCAUAAAAAUGACAUUGCUAUCAAUGAACUCAUGAAAAGAUAUUGCCCAAAUUCAGUGCUGGUUAUAAUUGAUGUGAAGCCAAAAGAUCUGGGCCUUCCCACCGAGGCAUACAUUUCUGUGGAAGAAGUUCAUGAUGAUGGUACACCAACUUCGAAGACUUUUGAACAUGUGACCAGUGAGAUUGGUGCUGAAGAGGCAGAAGAAGUUGGUGUGGAACAUUUGUUAAGAGACAUCAAAGACACUACAGUGGGGACCUUGUCACAGCGAAUCACAAACCAGGUGCAUGGACUGAAGGGACUAAACUCCAAACUGCUUGACAUCAGGAGCUACCUGGAGAAAGUGUCCUCAGGCAAACUACCCAUCAAUCACCAGAUCAUCUAUCAGCUGCAGGACGUCUUCAACCUACUGCCGGACGUCAACCUUCAAGAGUUUGUCAAGUCCUUCUACCUAAAGACUAACGACCAGAUGCUUGUGGUCUAUCUAGCCUCGUUAAUCCGCUCGGUGGUAGCCCUCCAUAAUCUGAUCAACAAUAAGAUCGCAAAUAGGGACGCGGAAAAGAAGGAAGGUCAGGAGAAAGAAGAGAGCAAGAAGGAGAGAAAAGAUGAAAAGGAAAAAGAGAAGAGUGAAGCAAAGAAAGAAGAAAAGAAGGAGAAGAAAUGAGUCGUAUUAAUAGUAUAUUUUUGUUCAUGGUAUGGGUAGGCCUUAUUAAAGCAAAUCUUGUAAAGAGAAACUGCUCCGGCUUUUCUUCCCACUGCUGAGGGGUUGGAUCUGUAAUCGUUCAACAUCUGUGGAGGCAUGAAUGGCACAAUGCAUUGAAAACGGCUCCACCAUUGUGUUCUGUACUACAUCUCCCUUUCCAAUGUAUUCUACAAGUCAUAUCUACAUUCAUAUCUCCAAUUUUGUAGUUUAUUAGAAAGAUUUGGUUUUUUUUCUUUUUGAGAACCCUGCAUGUGAUGGAAGAGCAGCGUCUUCCUUGUGCGUUUUGAGAUUUAGCUGUAAUUUCACUUCUGCGAGAAUAAAAGAUGCGGUUUGUAAUGUG